GCUUAGAACACCAAGCAAAAUGCUUCUGACUUUCCCGAAAAAGGUCAGCAGUAUUCAGCAACCGGCCUUAUUGAGGACACCACACACAUUCAUUAAUUGUCUCAUUCACCUUUGCUACGAAUCCAUUCAUUAUGGAUCUUCACCCGCCCACUCCUUUGUCAGGUUGGGAAAGCAACAAAGGAUUUCCCAUUUCCCAUUGUUCGCCCAAAUCGUCGUCAUCCCCAGAUACCUCACCUACCGAAUGCUUCCAUCUCUAUCCUGAAACUUCAACAACACCCUCUUCAGCUUGGAUAUCCCGGAUCAUUGGUCCUCUUUGGAUGCAGCAUCUAUCCAAUGUAUUACAGCAUCCAUCGAAGCAAGCAGCGCAGCCUCAAUCGGCACCUUGUACAGUAUUACGCAUACAUCCUUCAGGUACUCGAUCUACUGCUUCUAGGCGAAGCCUUAACGCUCCCCAAACAAUCAAGCAGUGUUCUUCAGGCUCUGAACAGAGACGAUCUCACUACUACCACCAUCAACCCAAAAUGUCUCGCAGAAGAUCACCUGGACAACCAGCCACUGUCUUCCACAUGAAAACAAGGAGCAGUGCACAGAAAGCCACUCCAGACUCAGUCAAGUCUACAGAAGAGAGCUCAACGACGUCAGCUAUUGCUUCACCAUCAUCACUAGGAACCUCCCCAACACCCACAAGACCACAAAAGCGGAAGCUGUCGCAAACAGAUCUAGACCAACCGAAGAAUGUCCCAAACGUUAAGCGACCCUCACCCGAUGAACCCAUCAUCAAGGAAGAAUCACCUACCCCCAUCGUGGAGAAGCUCAAUAUUGACCCGAUGGAGCAGCGACAAAACACCGCCGACCUGACUACAAAAGCCAACGACCGCUCUACUCGAUCGCAUCCAGCAUCACACGAUGGUACCUCCGGCUCUCCUUCUCCCAGAAGGCCUGCAAAGGGCGGUGGCCGUGCUCGCGGAGGUGGUCACACAAACGGCGGCGGGCCCAAGAAGGGUAAGCAGAAAGGCAGGGCAGGCCGAGGCGGUGACAGCCCGGAGCCACCAAAUCGAAGGCGUCCACUGACACAGGACGAACGUGUCGAGAUCUCCAUGCUUAAAACGAGGCAACAUGAGCUUAAGAGGUUCUUUGCCAUCGUAGGAGCUCAACAGGCUGAUAUCCUGGACCAAUUGGCCACUAAAGGCCUCUCCAAAAUUGCCAGAAAACCCAAAGCACACACCCAUGUGCCCGAAUACGAUACAGUUAGAGAGGGCCUUGAGACAACAUUGGAAGAUAUCCAGGAAAUGGUACGAACCCGAUAUCGAUUACAAGUCGAUCAAGAAAUACAACGGAUGAAGAGGGAAAAAGAAGUCAUCCAACAACAGUUCAAGACUCGUCUCGAAGAAGCACACAAGGAACAUCUUUCCGGUGCAGAAGGAGACAUCAUCCUCUUUGAACGGGCAUAUCGUGCAGCCCAUGACGACACUCACACCGAAUCCGGUUCUGAUGUCGACGGGUUUCCACGCUAUCAUGAGCUUCCCGAGCCAGACACUCAGCCUCGUGGCUACGUCUCUCGCAAGAUCAUGGAUGAGAAAUCUUUCAAGCUUCAACUCACGUCAUAUGAUGAACGAGCACGGCAGCAGGUCCUCAAUGAAGAGGUCAUCGCACCUCUGCUCAAACAAAUGGAGGAACGAGAUAAUGAGUGGCGGGAAGAGCAAGAACGCCUGAAAUCACUCAAUCUUGGCGCUCUUACUACCGAAGCUAUCAAGGAGCUCGACAAUAUCAAAGAGAGCCAGAAGAGACCUACUACUGCUGACAGUUUUGUGGAUUCAAGGAGCUCUUAUGCUCUGUCAGCACUUGCCGAUGUCUCGGAAUGGGCCGCCCAACAACGUCAAGAACGGCCAUACAGACAUGUGCCACAGACACUUGCACCUCCCCCUCCACCACCUCCUCCGCCGGCGCCAGUCUCUGCUCCAACCCCUGCAAUAGCAUCGGCACCCGCCUCAGCGACAAGGGAGCCAUUCUUCAUGGGCCCAUUCGGGUUAUUCAACCGUCCAGCAUCAAGAGCGUCAAGUCUUCGUUUCAAGAACAUUCUCAAUGGCGAUCCUCCGACCACAACUACCACUACUACUACGGCUUCACCUGUACCGCUGCCAAUCCCGGCUAGUAACAGUACGCUACUAACAUCAACUCCCGACUCCACCGAUAGGAUCGCGACACGACCAGUCUCGAGUUCGGCCUCCGGCGGACCAGGGCAAGCCAUCGCCCCAGCGCCGCCGAAACCGCGAUACUCGGUGUUUCGACAUACAAAUGGUCGCUCCGGUCUUGCUAGUGCUUUGUCGCUAGCUGGUGUUGCUCCUCAGCAGUUCAUAUUCCAACCACCUCAACAGCCGUUUCAGCAUCAAGCGGCGCCGGGCCGACCGAGAUCUCGCGCUGGAUCGAGAGACGGCAUCGCAAGUGCAGGUGGAUCCGAGUCGCCAGCGCCGCAGUUUGCCGCUGCGAAUGCGGCAAGGACGAAUACGAGUUCGCCAGCUGAGAACCAGAGAAAGAUGACGUUUGUCAAUCAGACUAUAGCUAGUCGGAAUGCGGCUGCUGCAUCGGCGGGUUCGACGCCGCCUAAGGGUGGCCAGAGGAUGUUGUUGCCUAAGGUGUGAUACUUGUUGGCGAGAGCAAGAGAUGGUGGGAAAACCUGGGUUUUGACAUAAGCUAUAACACUGCGAGGGCCUUCUUGGCUGAUACGUCAGAGCGUCCAACUUCACUGGAUAUAGAGGUAGUGACUGCAUAUCAGGGCCACUCCUCACUUCAAUCAUGGUAGCGAAGGACAAGAUAUCAAGAAUGGACGUUCCGCG
Messenger RNA from Exophiala viscosa, 2834 nucleotides. RefSeq lists its product as uncharacterized. The record is from RefSeq and is a predicted model, not a curated record. Lineage: Eukaryota; Fungi; Ascomycota; Eurotiomycetes; Chaetothyriales; Herpotrichiellaceae. The transcript is spliced from 3 exons. The coding region runs from base 132 to 2639 and encodes 835 amino acids.